CCGCAAAACCAGAUUGGAUGAAACGGUCGAGAUGAAAUGGAACCAUUUUCGUUAUCCUUUAGACCGAGUCUGAGUAUGAGCUUGGGCAUUAUCUCUUUCCCACUUCCGAGUCUGGAAACUUGUUCGAUGGCCACUUUCCUCCGAUCUCCACCUUUGCGCGCGCCAACACCAAAACCUUCAUACGUUUUGUCUCGACACUUGACCCCUCAGACCUCUCUUCUUCCGUCCCUCCCCUCCCUCAACCUGUUCCCGUCGGCUUCUCACCGUCAAAUUCAACCCACCAAAUUCGUCGAGAUAUCCCAACGAGAAGGACUAGCAUUGGAAAUCCAGACCUCAAAAAAUUUGCAGAAGCUCAUUAGUAGAACUUUGUUUAGUAGAGGUACCCCAGAUGUGAAGAAUCCAUAUACAUGGAUAUCUACAUUCUUAAUUGGACAGAGUAUAUGGCUGAUCUCUACACCAAUGGCACAAUCACACGAAAUUUUAAAACCAAAUGUGGUUUAUGAGACUGGAGAGUUAUUUGAACUGGGAAUUCAGCUUUCAUACUUGCUACUAUUGUUGGGUUUUCUUGGGAUUGGAACCUUCUUUGUGAUUCGUCAAGUGCUUGUACGUAGAGAACUUGAUCUUUCUGCCAAAGAAUUGCAGGAGCAGGUAAGAAGUGGUGACGCUAGUGCAACUGAGCUUUUUGAACUUGGAGCAGUAAUGCUGAGGAGAAAAAUUUAUCCAGCUGCUACAAAGUACUUGGUUCAGGCAAUUGAGAAAUGGGAUGGGGAUGAUCAAGAUCUUGCUCAGGUUUACAACGCCCUUGGGGUCAGUUAUGUCCGUGAUGGGAAGCUUGCUAAGGGUAUUACCAUGUUUGAAACUGCGGUGAAGCUUCAGCCUGGCUAUGUAACUGCUUGGAAUAACCUUGGGGAUGCUUAUGAACAGAAGAAAGACUUUAAGUCUGCCCUGAAUGCAUUUGAAGAAGUCCUUCUUUUUGAUCCUAACAACAAAGUGGCGCAACCACGGCGAGAUUCUUUGAAGGGUCAAGUGAAAUUGUACAGAGAUGUCCCCGUUAAAACAAAGGAGAGAUAAUAUGACCCAGUAUGUAUCAAGAGAUGUUCUACUGUUGGUAAAGAUUUAAUUAAGCCACACCUUAUUAUAUUGGUGUGAUGAUCUGAAAUAGCUAGUGAUAGUUGAGAAUCAAUGGUCUUACAUGGUCCCAGAUUACUGACUGAAUGGUCCCAUUUUGCGUUUCUAGCAUCUGAGUAAUUUGAUCUGUACAACUUGAUUCAUAAGUAACUGCUCUUUGUUGUAUAAUCAUUGCCUCAUCGGAUAUCAGUAUGUAUCGUCAUCAUUGGGAUAUCAGUAACAGCCCUUUGAGUUUUGAACUUUCCAGCUUCCAACCUUGUAUUCUUGCAUAGUCAACAAUUAAAUUUCCAAGGCUAUAUUGUUUAAAAUCC
Messenger RNA from Argentina anserina (silverweed cinquefoil), 1439 nucleotides. Its product is annotated as tetratricopeptide repeat domain-containing protein PYG7, chloroplastic. Gene Ontology annotation, cellular component: chloroplast thylakoid membrane. Gene Ontology annotation, molecular function: protein binding. The transcript has 5 exons. Bases 37 to 1071 code for a protein of 344 amino acids. Gene Ontology annotation, biological process: photosystem I assembly. The record is from RefSeq and is a predicted model, not a curated record. Lineage: Eukaryota; Viridiplantae; Streptophyta; Magnoliopsida; Rosales; Rosaceae.